Staurois parvus is the source of this 398-nucleotide messenger RNA. NCBI's taxonomy places the organism in Eukaryota, Metazoa, Chordata, Amphibia, Anura, Ranidae. The record is from the annotation of a GenBank genome assembly.
GGGGAUUGGAACACCUGAAUCACAUGAUAUGGAGGGGAUUGGAACACCUGAAUCACAUGAUAUGGAGGGGAUUGGAACACCUGAAUCACAUGAUAUGGAGGGGAUUGGAACACCUGAAUCACAUGAUAUGGAGGGGAUCGGAGCACCUGAAUCACAUGAUUGGGAGGGGAUUGGAGCACCUGAAUCACAUGAUUGGGAGGGGAUUGGAACACCUGAAUCACAUGAUUGGGAGGGGAUUGGAACACCUGAAUCACAUGAUUGGGAGGGGAUUGGAACACCUGAAUCACAUGAUAUGGAGGGGAUUGGAACACCUGAAUCACAUGAUAUGGAGGGGAUUGGAACACCUGAAUCACAUGAUAUGGAGGGGAUUGGAACACCUGAAUCACAUGAUAUGGAGG